Colletotrichum costaricense is the source of this 168-nucleotide messenger RNA. RefSeq lists its product as uncharacterized. The coding region runs from base 1 to 168 and encodes 55 amino acids. The transcript has a single exon. The record is from RefSeq and is a predicted model, not a curated record. NCBI's taxonomy places the organism in Eukaryota, Fungi, Ascomycota, Sordariomycetes, Glomerellales, Glomerellaceae.
AUGGACAUGACCCAUGCACUCCGGCCUCCCUCCGGCCUCCUCCACCCCCUCUCGUUGUUGUCGUUCGUUCCCCUCUUCUUCGGCUCACUUUAUCAUGUGGGUGGUCAAAAUCUGACAAGAAGCACGAUUGAUACAAUUUUAAUUUUUUUUCAUUUGUACUCCUUUUGA